Messenger RNA from Mandrillus leucophaeus (drill), 501 nucleotides. RefSeq names its product C-type lectin domain family 4, member C (gene CLEC4C). Bases 1 to 501 code for a protein of 166 amino acids. The record is from RefSeq and is a predicted model, not a curated record. Lineage: Eukaryota; Metazoa; Chordata; Mammalia; Primates; Cercopithecidae. The transcript is spliced from 5 exons.
AUGGUGCCUGAAGAAGAGCCUCAAGACCAAGAGAAAGGAGUCUGGUGGUUCCAGUUGAAGGUCUGGUCUGUGGCAGUCGUAUCUAUCUUGCUCCUCUGUGUCUGUUUCACUGUGAGUUCUGUGGCAAGUCACAAUUUUAUGUAUAGCAAAACUGUCAAGCGGCUGUCCAAGUUACAAGAGUAUCAACAGUAUUAUCCAAGCCUGACCUGCGUCAUGGAAGGAAAGGACAUGGAAGAUUGGAGCUGCUGCCCAACCCCUUGGACGUCAUUUCAGUCUAGUUGCUACUUUAUUUCUACCGUGAUGCAGUCUUGGACUGAGAGUCAAAAUAACUGUUCUGUGAUGGGGGCUGAUCUGGUGGUGAUCAACACCAAGGAAGAGCAGGAUUUCAUCACUCAGAAUCUGAAAAUAAAUUCUGCUUAUUUUCUGGGGCUGUCAGAUCCAAAGGGUUGGCGACAUUGGCAAUGGGUUGAUCAGACACCAUACAAUAAAAAUGUCACGUGA